Molecule: messenger RNA, 1359 nt
Organism: Linum tenue
Lineage: Eukaryota; Viridiplantae; Streptophyta; Magnoliopsida; Malpighiales; Linaceae
Source: the annotation of a GenBank genome assembly
UACACACAAACUCACAACCAGCUUCUAGUUAAAUUCAAAGGAAGCCUUUCAUCUCCGCUCAAAAUAAAGAUGGUGAUGAAGUUGCUGAAUCAUGCGCAGCUUGCUCUCAUCUUUGGCCUCUUGGGCAACAUUAUCUCAUUCAUGGUGUUCCUGGCUCCUCUGCCGACAUUUUACACCAUCUGCUACAAGAAGAAAUCGUCAACAGGGUUCCACUCGAUACCAUACCUGACAGCACUAAUGAGCGCAAUGCUGCUGUUGUACUACGGAUUUCUCAAGACGAAUGCAACCCUCAUCAUCACCAUCAAUGCAAUCGGAUGUGUCGUUGAAGUUAUCUACCUCUCCCUCUAUCUUCUCUACUCGCCAAAGAAAGAACUGGUGAUCAGCAGCUAUAUAUAUAUAUAAGCAAUAUAGCAUCAUCCUUUCCAACUUUGUUUAUCACAUCUUACCACACAAAUCGACUGAUACGAUCAUGUUUCGUUUUCCACACUCGAUCGAUCGUCAGAUGUUCACACUGAAGGUGCUGCUUUCUUCCCUGGGAGCGUACGGCUUGAUGAUGCUCGUCACAGUUUUUCUGGUUCAUGGAUCCGCUAGGGUGAACGCAGUUGGAUGGAUAUGUGCCGCCUUCAACAUAGCGGUGUUUGCUUCGCCAUUGAGCGUAGUGAGGAAUGUGAUAAAGACCAAGAGCGUGGAGUACAUGCCGUUUUCAUUGUCGGUGUUCCUCACCCUUUGUGCGACGGCUUGGUUCUUCUAUGGACUUCUGGUCAACGAUUACUACAUUGCACUGCCAAAUGUGCUGGGGUUCCUAUUUGGGGUAGCUCAGAUGGUACUCUACUUUGUUUACAAGGAUUCAGCUUCAUCGAAAAGGAGAGUUGUGGACUGUGAAACAGGAAAGCAGCAGCAGCAGGAGGAGGAGGAGGAGGAGGAAGGCAACUGUGGUGGUGCGCAUGUUGUUGAAGUGGCAGCAGGGGAUCAGCAAAUGAGGGUGGAGAUGACGAGGAACUGACGAUUUUUUUCUUCUUUUUAUAGUAGUUGCUGGGUUUGAGUAUGGAAUAAUUGGGCGUUCGUCGAGCCUGUCAUGUCGCAAGCUUGCAAACAGGGCCGUGCUCUGUCUGGGAGCAGAGUUAUUUUCAGUUUGAUACACGAGAAUCCUAACUUUGAGUUUGAUUGUUGUUGUUGUUGUUUUUUUUUUUUUCCUGCUCGGUCAAUUCUCACUGUUUUUCCUUCUGUUUAGUAUCACUAGAAUUGUGUUCUAACUAUUUAUAUUCCGAUGUUUUCGUUCGGUCAAUUAUCAUUGUUAAAGUUUAACAGAAAGUACGUUAAUUAUGAUGUAACAAUUGACACGAAAUAUUUUAGACAAAC